UAUGUUGCAGUUUGGCAAUAAACGGAGUUGCCACGUUAAGACAGAGCUGUCCCAGUGUCGUUUAUGGCGUUGCUAUUAAAGUCACGAGAGCUACCAAAACAUGGUGUCAGAAGUGCUUGGGAGAGAAGAAGAACAUAACGGAACACGGAAACUUCCUCACCGGAGAGAACUCGCCCUGCAAGUUUGCAUUAACAGCCACAGUAAGAGCUAAGCUAACAAAUUAACAAACGCUAACUAGCAUCUCACGACUAGCAGCAUGGCAGCCGCGCCAGCAGCCUUCCAAGUAUCACCGCCGCCGAAGUUCGACUUUUCAAAGCCGGAAGAGUGGCCGAAAUGGAUCCGACUCUUCGACAGGUUCAGGAUAGCAUCCGGACUCGAGCUACAAUCGGACGAAAACCAGGUUAACACUCUGAUAUAUACAAUGGGUGACGAAGCGGAAGAUGUGAUCACUUCACUGAACCUAAACGACGAGGAGGCGAGUGAGUACCACAUUCUCAAAGACAAACUUGAAGCACACUUUGUCGUCAGAAGAAACGUUAUCUUUGAACGAGCAAAAUUCAACCAAAGGCAGCAAGAAGCAGGCGAAACCACAGACGGGUUUAUUACAUCUCUAUACGCCUUGGCAGAGCAUUGCGGCUACGGGUAGCUACACAGCGAAAUGAUAAGAGACAGACUCGUUGUCGGAAUAAGAGACAAGAGACUCUCGGAGCAACUACAAAUGGAUGCGGAGCUCACAUUAGAAAAAGCAGUGAUACAGAUUCGCCAAAGUGAACUUGUUAAGAAACAAAAGGAUCUUCUUAAAAACAACUUCAAGCAGGAGAAUCUUUGCAACGUGGACAUCGUUAAAGCAAAAACGAAACACUUCAAACCACGAAAGACUGUACCACAAACCACGGAGAGGAAUGUGAAAAGCCAAUGCAACCGAUGUGGAAAGACACCCUUUCACAGCAAACACCAGUGCCCAGCCAGAGAGGUACUCUGCAAUCAGUGCAAAAAGAAAGGUCACUACGCAAGGGUAUGUAGGUCUGGGGCAGUGGGAGAAAUACGUGCAGCGGGUGGUAACAGAGAAGAAAGAGAAAUAGCAUUUCUGGGAACAGUAGCCUCAGAUAGAACAGAGGAUGCGUGGUUGACUAAAGUAAAAGUUAACAAUGCAGACUGCUGGCUAAAAAUUGAUACAGGAGCGGACGUAACCGUCUUGCCUGAAAAAGAGUACAACACUCUAGCACAAAAACCACAGCUGCAACCCACAGAUCUGAAACUAUAUGUGGUGGGAAUGUCUCCAUUAACAGUUAGAGGGAAAUUUACUGCUAACUUGAGCACUCCAAGAAAAGCUACAGUACAGCCUGUGUAUGUAGUAGCAGACCUGACACAAGGAUUACUAAGCCGCAUAGCGAGCGUAGCACUCGGGUUAGUGGCUAGAAUAGAAACUGUGUCACUCACUUCAGUAGAAACAGUGAAGCAGCAGUUUCCAACACUAUUCAGUGGGUUAGGCCGGAUGGCGGGGGAAUACAAAAUUGAGCUUAAAGCAGACGCCAAACCGUUUGCCCUGUCAACUCCAAGAAGAGUCCCGCUUCCCCUGUUACCCAAAGUCAAAAGAGAACUAGCUCGUAUGGAAGAGUUAGGUGUCAUCUCCAGAGUAGAGCAGCCUACCGACUGGUGUGCAGGAAUGGUUCCAGUACCUAAACCAAACAGAGAAGAAGUGCGCGUGUGCGUGGACUUGACCAAACUGAAUAACUCAGUGAAAAGAGAAAGACACAUGUUGCCAUCAGUUGAGCACACUCUAGGUCAACUAGAGGGUGCGAAAGUGUUCUCGAAACUCGAUGCUAAUUCAGGGUUUUGGCAAAUACCUUUGUCCAAACAGUCAGCUCUUCUCACAACCUUCAUCACGCCAUUCGGAAGAUUCUGUUUUAAUAGACUUUGUUUUGGCAUAUCUUCGGCCCCAGAACACUUCCAAAAACGAAUGUCUCAGCUUUUGGAGGGGCUGGAAGGAGUCGUCUGCCAGAUGGAUGACAUUCUGGUUUAUGCUGACACACAAACCCAGCACGACAAGAGACUGAUCGCAGUCCUGGAACGGCUCACAAAAGCUGGGGUGACAUUGAAAAGUGAGAAGUGUGAGUUUGCAAAGACCUCAAUCAAGUUCCUCGGACAGAUCAUUGACACUACAGGAGUCAAAGCAGACCCAGAAAAAGUGAAAGCGGUCAGCAACAUGGAGGCACCCACCGAUGUGGGUGGAGUGAGACGAUUCCUAGGAAUGGUUAAUCAUCUAGGCAAGUACCUUCCCCACUUAGCAGAGAAAACACAGCCGUUGAGAGAACUACUCAGUACCAAAAACAUGUGGUGUUGGAGUGAGGCUCAACAAACAGCGUUUGACAACAUUAAGGCAGAACUGAGUAAACCACCGAACUUGGCACUCUACAACCCCAAAGCACAAACAACAGUAUCAGCUGAUGCAUCCUCCUAUGGACUAGGAGCGGUGCUACUUCAGAACAAGAGGAUGAAACAACUAAACCAGUGGCCUUCGCUUCAAGAGCAUUAACCCCCACGGAACAGAGGCAAACACAUCGCAACUGCAGACGUGCUGUCCAGAGCACCAGAAAAAACUGUUUGUGACGAGACAUUAAGAGACGAAAUGAACCUGUAUGCACAUCAGGUGAUUUCAGGUCUUCCUGCAACAGAGGAGAGACUACAACAAAUAAGAGAGCAGCAAGACAAAGACGAAACACUAAAACAAAUCAAACUCUACUGCAAGAAUGGCUGGCCGGACAAACUCAAAAUACCAGGUCCAUGUUUCCCAUACCACCAGCAUGCAGGGGACCUGACUGUUGAAAAUGAACUUCUCCUAAAAGGUAUGCGUAUAGUUAUUCCAAAAAUAUUACAAAAAGAUGUUUUGACACGACUGCACACAGGUCACCAGGGCAUUGUAAAGUCCAGGGAACGAGCCAAGCAGUCGGUAUGGUGGCCAGGACUGAGCUCUCAACUACAACAGCUGGUAGCAGAAUGUGAGACGUGUGCAAAGGUGAGACAGCAACCCAGAGAAACACUCA
Haplochromis burtoni (Burton's mouthbrooder) is the source of this 3044-nucleotide messenger RNA. RefSeq lists its product as uncharacterized. The transcript has 2 exons. Gene Ontology annotation, molecular function: zinc ion binding; nucleic acid binding. NCBI's taxonomy places the organism in Eukaryota, Metazoa, Chordata, Actinopteri, Cichliformes, Cichlidae. The record is from RefSeq and is a predicted model, not a curated record. Bases 659 to 2536 code for a protein of 625 amino acids.